GUAGGCAGAUGUGUCAAAGCGAUAGUCCCGUGUUCCAUUUCUUUGUCCUUACAGUAGUUAUUUAUCGGGCGACACAGGAGCACUAUGUCCAGUUCUAAAGAUCCUGUUCUAGCUUAGAACUUGAUUCCAUAACUAAGCCAGCGAACUCACGAGAAGUAACAGUAAAGUUUCCAGAUAAACAAACUGUAGAUCACACUGGUCCUCCACAUUUGGACUCUUUAUGUGAUCUCCGAAGAUGUAGCAUAUGUCAACGGCACGGAUUCUAGCUAAUAAAGCCUAUUGUGUGGUUUACAAUAAACACAUCAACAUGUAGGUUUGGAAGCGGUUUCAAGAAACAACAUUCCCUGCAUUUAUAUCGUUUGCAUUGUUGGCACAUCCAGAAGAACACGGAACUAUCGGACAACAGAGACAGGUUGAAUGGAUUUGAUCGUCAAAAAGAUUAUCAUGAGUGUUGCAGGAUUGUAGCUAUUACUUCCCGGUUGCCGAGACAGAAGUUUCCUUUUCAGUUAGUUGUCUGUAAAUGAAACUGAAUUAGUAAUGAUUUUACCAACUUUGAAUCGUGAACACAAGGCUUUUUAUAAGUAGUCUCCUAUAAGUUAGCUCCGUACUUUUAAAACGUUACUGCCAAGGGCGGAAGUCUGUGCGACUAGAUGAGGUGUGCAUUUUUGCAGUUAAUCUUGCCAACCUCUUCAUUCCCUUUGUUAGAGGGUUGCAUCAUUCCAUAUGCUAGUUUUUUGAGAGGAAAACAUUUUAUUCAUACUUAACUAUAGUCAGCAGUAUAACUUCGCCUUCAGAUCUUAAGUUGUUUUGUUUAGUGUUAUUCCUCCGCGAUUGACCAUCCUGUUUCAGGGGAUAGAGUUCGGUUAGGGUGUUGUUUUUUAUAACUCUGACCACCUUAUCUAGAUAACAGUUACUGUCUGAUGUUGCUGAUCUAACCAAUAUAAUUAAAGAACUUGCCCAUUAACUCUCAGUUUUUUUCUAUGUUUAUAGCACUAUACAAACCAUGUUUGAAGGAUCAGAGCCUGGUUGUGGAGCAGGAAAGGGAGGUGGUGCCGGUGGUUCUAUUCGUGAAGCUGGUGGUUCAUUAGGCAAAAGGGAAGCCACUUUAGAAGAUGAAUACUUCCGACGUUUGGAUAAACAGAACAUCGAAGCACUCAAGGAUAAACUGAAUAAGAAAUCUGUUGUGGAGAAUCAAUCUUCGAAGAAAUCUAACAUUUAAACGAUGGAUGGUAAUCAUCAUCUAUUUUACUGUUUUUAAUGCUUUUAAUAAUGUAUUGUACGCAUAAUUUCAUUAUGUAGUGGCUAUUCUAUUUUCAAAACAGCCAAUAUAUCCUCUUUUUGCUUGUGAAAA
Schistosoma spindalis is the source of this 1351-nucleotide messenger RNA. The record is from the annotation of a GenBank genome assembly. Lineage: Eukaryota; Metazoa; Platyhelminthes; Trematoda; Strigeidida; Schistosomatidae.